This is a messenger RNA of Aureobasidium pullulans EXF-150, 957 nucleotides long. RefSeq lists its product as uncharacterized. Bases 1 to 957 code for a protein of 318 amino acids. The transcript is spliced from 4 exons. Lineage: Eukaryota; Fungi; Ascomycota; Dothideomycetes; Dothideales; Saccotheciaceae. The record is from RefSeq and is a predicted model, not a curated record.
AUGUCCGUGGGAUUCAUCGACGCCGAUGGCUUGCUCAGCGGAGGUCUGGGGAUUGUCGACUUUUUCAAAGGCCUCCUUCCAGAAGACCAAGCACCGCAAGGAACCACAGUCAACAUCAAAGUCGGGAUAUCUCGAAUCGGUGAUGAUGUCAACAACCUAGGCGGAAAAUUCAGUGCUGUCUAUGGUUUCAACAUUCUCAACGAAUUCAUCGGGCAAGCAAAUGGUCAGAAAGUGGCAGAGGGCGAUUCGGUUACCUUCACGAUUGAUCAAAGCUCUCCUGGCGAACAAGCAUCUUUCGUGGGAAUCUCGAAUGCGGCAGAUGCCACUUGUAUCUCUUGGAUUGCCGUCGGACAGCGCGACGAUACACCUGGAGGCGCAUGGACAGGAGAUAUCGGAGCUGAAUGUCUACAAAGAUGGCACGUCGGCAACCAAAAGGCUGGCAAGUUCAAGGACUCAAACGUGGACUAUAUUCCCAGAUGUACAUGGGUCGACUCUGAUUACACAGAUGGUACCGUCAGUGCAGCUAUGAAGUUCAGAACUUCGGCGUAUGGCGAAAAUGUCCAAGAUACAGUGGGCAACAACGAUCAUUGCGCAUUCACUAUCUUUGGAAAGGAUGAUGGAUCGAUUGCUGGACAACUUGCCAAACGAUCCGACUUCGACCGUCCUGAAUGGAUUAUCAACCGCCUCAUCACUUCUGAUAUUUCAAGUCAGCUUGCAAAAGAGCUUUGCUACUCCAACACAUCCUGGGGUCCUGACUUCAUCGGCGCCGAUGGAUACUUCUGUGAAAUGAGCAAGAAGAAACUCUUGCCGCUGUGUUCAACGGAGGACGUCAAUGGAUGUAUCGAGUACGAUGCUACAGAGAAGACCAUUCUGAAGCGCUCGACAAUCGCAAGAUGUGAGGUCAAGUCAGUGCACAAGUCCUACGAAACCAUCACUCAUAACAGCAAUUCCUCCUGA